AUGAAUAACAAAGAUUAUUCACACAUUUUUGGCACAACAGAAACCAAACGUGUGUUGAGAGUUGAUUAUCCUAUAGAAAGUUCAUCAUUAGUAAGACCUAUACCAAUAAAGAAGAAUAGAGAUCUUAAUUUGUUACAAAAUAAUGAAUUUGAAUGGUUUGAUACAUCUAAUGGUUUUAUUCAAAAUCAUAUUGUAGUCAAUAAUGCAGAUCAAAAUUUGUUCACUAAUAACGAUACUGGGCAGAUAGAAAGACCUGAUGAUAUGUCUUUCAUAAAAAUUGAUGAAGACAUUUUACAGGUAGAUCAAUCCAAUUUGCUUCACGGACCAACAUUAAAUGAAUUAAAUGCCUGUGGUGGCGAUAAUUUAUUAGAAAACUUAAAUUUAGAUGAUCUGUUAUUACCACUUGAUUCAGAAAUGUCUAAAACACCUGACACAUUUAUUAGUCAAUACUUGAUGGAUCAUGUUGUGAAUACUAGCCCUGUUAACAGACCAAGUUCUUCAAAAUCUGGCUUUCAACAUUCGCCAAUCAGUUGCAGUUCAUGUUCAUCACUUUCUCCAGGUCCGACAAAUUCAAUAACACCACAAGAACUCUUGAAAAAAGAAACAAAAUCACUGAAGUGUUUAUCUUCUCCUAUAUUUGGAACUAGUGUUCCGGGAUCAGGAUUUAUGAUGGCUAACAAAUCAAAAGAAAAUCUUUCGUCAUCAGCUCCAACUCAUCUUGUACUUGACCAAAUGUGGCAACAAAGAGAAUCUCGACAGCAUUUAUUAUCCACAGGAUCAUUGGCAGAAGCAGGAUCUACUUCCUCGCUUUCAACUGGAGGUGUUUCAACUCCAGAAGCUUAUGAUUUGUCAUUUGAUGAAACAAUUGGUGAUUCCGAUAAUGAUACAGAACGAGAAGAAGUUUAUUCAUCUAAUUCAGAGGGCAGUGAUUGUGGUACUACAUCUACUGACUCAUACAUGGAUAGAUUUUUUGAGCAUUACAAUGCUCAUUCUAAGGUUUCUAAAGGUCGAGGAUUAGUAUUAAAAUGUAACUGUGGAAAAGAUGUUUUUGAUCCAGUAUUUAGUCAAAAUUGUCUAGUAAAAGGAAUUAGACAUUGUGGUAAACCAAGAAAGGGAGAGGGUAAUAACUUAAGACCAAAUCCUAGACGUUUACAGUUACUUGUCAAUGAAUUGGAUAAAUGGAACAAAAUGAGAACUAAAAUGACACCAAUCAGCGAGUUGCCAUUUGAUGUUAGGCAAAAUGCACGUAAAGAAAAAAACAAAGUAGUAUGCAGGUGUUAUUUUAUUUUAUCAAAAAUAAAGCUUAUUCAUACUACUUGUAAACGCUCAACACAAUCUGCUAAGAUUGUCACAUACUGUGAUGGACUUAAAUUUUAA
Macrosiphum euphorbiae (potato aphid) is the source of this 1377-nucleotide messenger RNA. The record is from the annotation of a GenBank genome assembly. NCBI's taxonomy places the organism in Eukaryota, Metazoa, Arthropoda, Insecta, Hemiptera, Aphididae.